ACUGGUUUGGCAUGAACUGUAUACCAAUACAAAUAACAGUGUUUUUCUUCUUCUUUCCGUGUAGGCAAGAUUAGGGGGGAGAGUAUAUUCUGCCAAUCUGUCGAUCCACCACGCAAUGGCAACGGACACGAAAGACCCCUCGGCAAGGGGGAAUACAGCGCCUCAGCAUCUUCAAUCACAGACACCAUCAAGCGAAAACUCAACAGCCCCCGAACUUGCCGCCGCCGUCGACGAGUUACUCGAUCAACUGCAACACAAAUUUGAUAACGUGUCCACGGAGAUCUAUGGGAAGUUAGAUGAUAUGGCUCGACGCCUCGAUGAACUUGAGACUUCGUUGAACACGUCGCAGGAAGGUUCGACGGCCGCGAAGAGUUGAGGUGUUUCUGCAGAAAUCGAGCUUCACAACACUGGAUGAAUCGAAUGUCCGAUUCUCGAAUAUUGAAUGGACCCGAAUUCAGGUCGUUCUAUGAGCCUACUACUAUUAUUUAUAAUUUUAUAAUACAGAUAGGAUACCAAAGG
Talaromyces proteolyticus is the source of this 519-nucleotide messenger RNA. Its product is annotated as heat shock factor binding protein 1-domain-containing protein. Gene Ontology annotation, molecular function: transcription corepressor activity. The transcript has 3 exons. Lineage: Eukaryota; Fungi; Ascomycota; Eurotiomycetes; Eurotiales; Trichocomaceae. Gene Ontology annotation, biological process: cellular heat acclimation. The record is from RefSeq and is a predicted model, not a curated record. Gene Ontology annotation, cellular component: cytosol; nucleus. The coding region runs from base 116 to 376 and encodes 86 amino acids.